GAAGAGAGGAGGAGCGGCUGGGCGAAGCGGGGAGAACCACAGCCGUGCUGGAAAAGCUAAGGAUAGAGAGAUAGAUAGACAAAUAAAUAAAUAGACAGACAGACACCGGAAGCUACCGUAUGCGUGCGGAUAUGUGAUGAAUAUUGUUGCUUAGCUGCAAUUUUAGCACCAGAGAGAGAGAGAGAGAGCAGUCCUGUAGCGGAUUUGGAAGGACGGACAGACAGAUAGACAGACAGGUAGACAGACAGCUCGACUGAUCCACAGCUGUACAUGAGGCGAGUUGUUUAUAAAAGCUGAUAAAAACCGGAACCUGUCCGCGAGUUCUUUGUAAAAGCCGGAUUGAUUAAAGGGAAGCAGGCGUAAGGUGGGGCAGAGGGGUGAGAGCUGAGCGGUUCCACUCUGUCCGCCCCUUCUCUGUAUUUUUAACUCAAUCCUUCACGGACAUUUUUCCCCCUUUCAGAGGAGAAAAGGAAAGAAACCGCGCACGCAGGCUGUAUUUUCCGCUCGCUGGGAUUUGCGUCCACAAGCGCCUGUGAUUUCGUCUCGUGCACUGAGUGUGCGAUUUCCUGCCGUGGACACAUUUGGCAGGAAGCUGUGCCGUCUGGUUGUUGGACCAUGGCCGACGACGACGUCCUCUUCGAAGACGUUUACGAGCUGUGCGAGGUCAUUGGGAAGGGGCCGUUUAGCGUGGUGAGGAGAUGCAUCAACAGAGAAACAGGCCAGCAGUUUGCAGUGAAGAUCGUAGAUGUGGCCAAGUUCACCUCCAGCCCUGGUCUCAGCACAGAAGACCUGAAGAGGGAGGCCAGCAUCUGUCACAUGCUUAAACACCCCCAUAUCGUGGAGCUGCUGGAAACCUACAGCUCAGAUGGCAUGCUGUAUAUGGUCUUUGAGUUUAUGGAUGGAGCAGACCUCUGUUUUGAGAUUGUGAAAAGGGCAGACGCUGGGUUUGUCUACAGUGAGGCUGUAGCCAGUCAUUACAUGAGACAGAUCCUUGAAGCGCUGCGGUACUGCCAUGACAACAACAUCAUUCAUCGAGAUGUAAAGCCUCACUGUGUUUUAUUGGCAUCCAAGGAGAACUCUGCUCCCGUGAAGCUGGGUGGCUUUGGAGUUGCUAUACAGCUUGGAGAGUCAGGAUUAGUGGCUGGAGGCCGAGUGGGCACCCCUCACUUCAUGGCUCCUGAGGUGGUGAAGAGAGAGCCGUAUGGGAAGCCAGUGGAUGUGUGGGGCUGUGGAGUCAUCCUCUUCAUCCUGCUCAGCGGCUGCCUGCCCUUCUAUGGCACGAAAGAGCGCCUGUUUGAGGCCAUUAUCAAAGGCAAAUACAAGAUGAACCCUCGGCAGUGGACUCACAUUUCAGAGAGUGCUAAAGACUUGGUGCGACGCAUGCUGAUGCUGGAUCCUGCCGAGAGGAUCACUGUGUAUGAAGCCCUCAAUCACCCGUGGCUCAAGGAGAGAGACCGCUAUGCCUACAAAAUCCACCUGCCUGAGACAGUGGAACAGUUGAGAAAGUUCAACGCACGGAGAAAGCUCAAAGGUGCUGUGUUGGCAGCAGUCUCCAGCCACAAGUUCAGCUCGUUCUAUGGUGACCCACCUGAGGAGCUGCCAGACUUCUCUGAAGAUCCCACCUCAUCUGGGGCUGUAUCACAGGUACUGGAUAGCUUGGAGGAGAUCCAUGCACUAACAGAUUGCAGUGAGAAAGACCUGGACUUUCUGCACAGUGUCUUUCAGGACCAGCAUCUUCACACACUACUUGAUCUGUACGAUAAGAUAAACACCAAGUCCUCCCCACAAAUCAGGAAUGCUCCAAGUGAUGCUGUUCAGAGAGCCAAAGAGGUACUAGAAGAGAUUUCCUGCUAUCCAGAUAACACAGAUGUUAAAGAGCUGAGGCGAAUCCUAACCCAGCCCCAUUUUAUGGGCAUAGUCUUCGGAACAGAGGACAUUUUACACUUUCUGUUUGACAUGACAAGCUGCAUUUUCUGUCUGAUGACCUUCAAGAGGGGGGGGAAGGAGGCUGGUGAGGGAAUGACUGUUUUACAGCUGGUACAACAUGAGAUAAUGGCCUUACUGCAGACUCAUGAUGUGGUAGCUCAUGAAGUGUAUAGUGAUGAGGCACUGAGGGUCACACCCCCUCCUACCUCACCAUAUUUGAACGGAGAUUCACCUGAGAGCACCAACGGGGACAUGGACCUGGAGAACGUUACUCGAGUACGCCUGGUGCAGUUCCAGAAGAACACAGAUGAACCCAUGGGUAUCACACUGAAGAUGAAUGACCUGAACCACUGCAUCGUGGCCAGAAUAAUGCAUGGUGGCAUGAUUCAUAGACAAGGAACUUUGCAUGUUGGAGAUGAGAUCCGUGAGAUUAAUGGCAUUGGUGUAGCUAAUCAGACAGUGGAGCAGCUCCAGAAAAUGCUUAGGGAGAUGAGAGGCAGCAUCACCUUUAAGAUUGUGCCAAGCUACCGGAUGCAACAAUCGUCUUGUGAGAAAGAGUCCCCUACCACCUCCAGACAGUCCCCUGCUAAUGGCCAUUCCAGCGUUAACAGUUCUAUCUUGGACCUGCCAUCAACCAUCCAGCCAAAAGCACGCCAGAUCUCCAGACCUACAAUCAAGGGUAAAAUAUCAGUCAAGAUCUAUGUGCGGGCACAGUUUGAGUAUGACCCAGCCAAAGAUGAGCUCAUUCCUUGCAAAGAAGCAGGCAUUAGGUUCAGAGUGGGAGACAUCAUCCAGAUCAUCAACAAGGAUGACCAUAACUGGUGGCAGGGCAGGCUGGAGAACACAAAGAACGGCACAGCUGGGCUCAUUCCAUCCCCAGAGCUGCAGGAGUGGCGGGUGGCCUGCAUAGCGAUGGAGAAAACUAAGCAGGAGCAGCAAGCCAGCUGUACUUGGUUUGGCAAGAAAAAGAAGCAGUACAAAGACAAGUAUCUAGCGAAACACAGUGCAGUGUUUGAUCAACUAGAUCUCGUCACAUAUGAAGAAGUUGUGAAGUUACCAGCUUUCAAAAGGAAAACGCUAGUGUUAUUAGGUGCUCAUGGUGUUGGCAGGAGACACAUCAAGAACACGCUCAUCACUAAACACCCUGACAGAUUCGCUUACCCCAUUCCACACACAACCAGACCUCCUAAAAAAGAUGAGGAGAAUGGCAAGAACUAUUACUUUGUAUCCCAUGACCAAAUGAUGCAGGACAUCGCCAACAAUGAAUACCUGGAGUACGGCAGCCAUGAGGACGCCAUGUAUGGCACACGACUGGAGACUAUACGCAAAAUCCAUGAGCAGGGCCUCAUAUCUAUACUUGAUGUAGAGCCACAGGCGCUGAAGGUCUUGCGGACGGCAGAGUUCGCUCCUUAUGUGGUUUUCAUUGCUGCACCAACCAUCACUCCAGGCAUGAAUGAGGAUGAAUCACUGCUGCGACUGCAGAAGGAGUCCGAGAUCCUCCAGAAGACCUACGCACACUACUUUGACCAGACCAUCAUCAACAACGAGAUCGAUGAGACAAUCCGGCACCUGGAGGAGGCUAUAGACCUGGUGUGCACUACAGGACAGUGGGUUCCUGUGUCCUGGGUCUACUAGAACGUCAUUACCUCUCCUCAAAAUCCACCUUAAAUCCCCAGACUCUCUGUGAUGCAUCUUUGCGAAAAUAAAUAAAUUGAUAAAAAUAAAUAAUAAAGAAGGAAACAAACAAACAAGAAAAAAAUCAUCAUUCCCUGGAGAAAGGAGCCACCUCCGAUUUGUCUGACGAGCAGUGCACAUGACCUACAGACAAAUCCAAUCUCAGCCCUUCAGCCUACAUAGAUGUAGUGUUGUAUAAAACAAAAAAAAUACAGUUGUGAAUAUUGACAUGUCCUUAUUGAUGAGAUGCAGCAUUUUGUAGAGUUUUGAUUUAAAGAGACAGUAUCUUUAAAUGUUCUAAGUUUAUUUUCUGCUCAGACAGAGGAACAGCAGACAUGUUGCAGCAGUGCGUCAACACAUUAUUCAUCCAGAGCCUGUAUGUCCAUCAGCCGUUAUAAAACACCCCUCACCGGAACCCAUUAGUUUCCCUGUGUAUCACAAUCUGCUGUUUUAACCACUUUGCGGAUACUGUCUCUCUAAACAAGUCCAUACCUCUGAGAUCUGAGUUCUCAUGCAUGUGAAUAUUCAGAGACUUGCAUACUGUCAGUGUUAGCAGUGUAACGCUACUGUUAUCCACAGCACAGAACAUUCCAUAUGUCUGGACAAAUUCAGACCAAGUGAAGACCAGUGGAGAAUGAAGAUGGGGGGGAAAAAAAAAAAAGACCUAUGCACAUCUUUGGGCACAUCGGAACAUUUCGGAAGACUUUCUAACAAGUUCUUUUUACCAGCUGUGUAGUGAGAUGUGUUAAUGUCUCAAUUUAAUUUGUUGUUAAAAAUUCCUAGAGGUAAAAAAUAAUUUCCAAAAAAAAAAAAAACAACCCACAUCUAUUCUGGUUUUGCCAUUUCAGAAAAGUGUCAUCGGAGUAUUAAUGUUUUCAUGAAGCUAAAUCAAGAGGGGAAACAUUUUUAGUGUAACAGAGGUGCACACAGACACAUUUUACAAAAAAAAAUAAUAAUAAUCUGAAUGAUUCUGUAUAUGACAAACUGUUUACUUCAGACUGCCCUGUGUAAAUUCCUCUGCUGAUGACUGAGCAGCUCUUCAGUAUGAAGCAUUUUUUAAAUAUAUUUCCUUUUCUGUGGUGAAGAA
Messenger RNA from Neoarius graeffei (lesser salmon catfish), 4687 nucleotides. RefSeq names its product calcium/calmodulin-dependent serine protein kinase a (gene caska). Gene Ontology annotation, biological process: regulation of neurotransmitter secretion; protein phosphorylation. Gene Ontology annotation, molecular function: signaling receptor binding; protein kinase activity; ATP binding. Lineage: Eukaryota; Metazoa; Chordata; Actinopteri; Siluriformes; Ariidae. The transcript is spliced from 28 exons. The record is from RefSeq and is a predicted model, not a curated record. Bases 616 to 3561 code for a protein of 981 amino acids. Gene Ontology annotation, cellular component: plasma membrane; cell-cell junction; basolateral plasma membrane.